Messenger RNA from Staurois parvus, 507 nucleotides. The record is from the annotation of a GenBank genome assembly. NCBI's taxonomy places the organism in Eukaryota, Metazoa, Chordata, Amphibia, Anura, Ranidae.
CCAAUGUUUGGGAUGGAUUGUAUACACCUGUGUCCAUGGAGGGGAUUGGAGCACCUGAAUCACAUGAUAUGGAGGGGAUUGGAACACCUGAAUCAGAUGAUAUGGAGGGGAUUGGAAUACCUGAAUCACAUGAUAUGGAGGGGAUUGGAACACCUGAAUCACAUGAUAUGGAGGGGAUUGGAACACCUGAAUCACAUGAUAUGGAGGGGAUUGGAACACCUGAAUCACAUGAUAUGGAGGGGAUUGGAACACCUGAAUCACAUGAUAUGGAGGGGAUUGGAAUACCUGAAUCACAUGAUAUGGAGGGGAUUGGAACACCUGAAUCACAUGAUAUGGAGGGGAUUGGAACACCUGAAUCACAUGAUAUGGAGGGGAUUGGAGCACCUGAAUCAUAUGAUAUGGAGGGGAUUGGAACACCUGAAUCACAUGAUAUGGAGGGGAUUGGAACACCUGAAUCACAUGAUAUGGAGGGGAUUGGAACACCUGAAUCACAUGAUAUGGAGGGGA